AGAGAGAGAGAGAGAGAGAGAGAGAGAGAGAGAGAGACGCGCUGAAGAGCUAACGUUAGAAGGAGCGCAGAGAGAGGCAUCUCUUCUCCGGUUCAAUCGAUCCACCGGAACUGGACGGGCACGGGAAUCAGCCUUGGUGCGCGUGUGAGGAGAGCGAUAUCGCCCCUGGGGUAUUCUACCACGGGAGGGCUUCGCGUCUGACGGGGCGGCUGGAGGAUAGACGCCGUCAAAAGCACAUUGACAAAAGUCCAAUUACGUAAAGAGACAGACUCCCGGCGACAUAUGUGAUUCGAAGGGGAUUAUCUCUGCAAUAUCAGAUCCCACAAAAAUCAGCCACCCUCUCUGCCGAGCUAAAGCCAGGUGUUGAAGAGCCGAGAAGAGCAAACGAGCGGAGCGAGGGAAAACCAAAAAACAAAGUGUCCGCGGGUAGGAACCAAAAUAACAGCCUUAGUGCUGGAUCCCCCGGGGAGCCCCAGAGAGGACGGACCCUUGAGACGACGGAGGGUGCAUGGAGCGCUCGAGGACGGCGGCAGCAGUGCCAAGCUCCUCCGGGGCCUGCCUCUGGCUGGGUCUCGUUGCCACGGCGCUCACCUUCAUGUGCACGGAGGCGCGCGUCACUCCCGCCCCCGUCACCCUCGCCAACUCCACAUGCAGUGAGGACAAGUCCAAGUGCUCACCGGGCAUCCUGCUGCCCAUAUGGUACCCGGAGGACCCCACCAUGGGCGACAAGAUCGCCCGGGUCAUCGUCUACUUCGUGGCCAUGAUCUACAUGUUCCUGGGCGUGUCCAUCAUCGCGGACCGCUUCAUGUCCUCCAUCGAGGUCAUCACCUCGCAGGAGAAGGAGAUCGUCAUCAAGCGACCCAACGGCGAGACCAUCACCACCACCAUCCGCGUCUGGAACGAGACUGUGUCCAACCUGACGCUCAUGGCGCUUGGUUCGUCGGCGCCCGAGAUCAUGCUGUCCGUCAUUGAGGUGUGCGGCCACGAGUUCCGCGCCGGCGAGCUGGGGCCCGCCACCAUCGUGGGCAGCGCCGCCUUCAACAUGUUUGUCAUCAUCGGCCUGUGCGUGUCGGUGAUCCCCGACGGCGAGGUGCGCAAGGUUAAGCACCUGCGGGUGUUCUUCGUGACGGCGGCGUGGAGCGUCUUCGCCUACAUCUGGCUCUACAUGAUCCUGGCCGUCUUCUCGCCCAACGUGGUGCACGUCUGGGAGGGACUCCUCACGCUGGCCUUCUUCCCCAUCUGCGUCAUCCUGGCCUGGGUGGCCGACCGGCGCCUGCUCUUCUACAAGUACAUGCACAAGAAGUACCGCACCGACAAGCACCACCACCGCGGCGUCAUCAUCGAGACCGAGUCUCGGGAGCGGGCCAAGAGCAUUGAGAUGAUGGACGGCAAGAUGGCCAACUCGCACUUUGGCGCGGCCGACGGCACAGGGGUGCCCAGCAACCUCGUGGGGCUGAUUGACGCCUCUGGCGGCGGCUCGUGCGGCAAGGAGGUGGACGAGUCGCGGCGCGACAUGAUCCGCAUCCUGAAGGACCUGAAGCAGAAGCACCCGGAGAAGGAGCUGGACCAGCUGGUGGAAAUGGCCAACUACUACGCCUUGUCGCACCAGCAGAAGAGCCGCGCCUUCUACCGCAUCCAGGCCACGCGCAUGAUGACCGGCGCCGGAAACAUCCUCAAGAAGCACGUGUCCGAGCAGGCCAAGCGCAGCGCCAGCGUCCAGGAGGUGCGGGUGGACGGUGACCCCACGGCUGAGGGCGAGUUCGUGUCGCGCAUCAGCUUCGAGCCGGCCGCCUACCAGUGCCUGGAGAACUGCGGUGCCGCUGUGCUCACGGUGUCCCGGCGCGGCGGCGACAUCUCGCGCACCGUCUUCGUGGACUACAAGACGGAGGACGGAUCGGCCAAUGCCGGCGCCGACUACGAGUUCACCGAGGGCACGCUAGCUUUCAAGCCCGGCGAUGUGGUCAAGGAGAUCGCCAUCGGCAUCAUCGACGACGACAUCUUCGAGGAGGACGAGCACUUCUUCGUCCGGCUCACCAACGUGCGCGUCCUGGAGGAGGUCCCUGGAGUUGGCGGUGGUGGAGGAGGAGGAGAAGAGAUGGAGGACGAGGAGAUGCUCUCGCCCAACAGCCUGCCCUUCCCCAAGGCCGUACUGGGCUUCCCCGCGGUCGCCACGGUGACCAUCCUUGACGAUGACCACGCCGGCAUCUUUACCUUCGAGAGCGACAGUGUGCACGUCAGCGAGAGCAUCGGCAUCAUGGAGGUGAAGGUGCUGAGGACUUCCGGGGCGCGGGGGACGGUCCUCGUGCCCUUCCGCUCCGCGGAUGGUUUGGCUAAAGGCGGGGGCGAGGAUUUCGAGGACACCUACGGGGAGCUGGAGUUCAAGAAUGACGAGACCUGUAAAACAAUCCAGGUGAAGAUUAUUGACGAUGAGGAGUAUGAGAAGAACAAAAACUUCUUCCUGGAGUUGGCCGAACCACGAAUGGUUGACAUGAGUCUACAGAAAGCCCUCUUGCUGGCUGACGAUGUUCCGGACAGGAAGAUGUCAUCGGAGGAGGAGGAGGCGAAGAGGAUAGCGGAGAUGGGGAAACCCAUUUUGGGGGAACACGCAAAACUGGAGGUCAUCAUUGAGGAGUCCUACGAGUUUAAGAGCACGGUGGAUAAGCUGAUCAAGAAGACUAAUCUUGCACUGGUGGUGGGCACCAACUCUUGGAGAGACCAGUUUAUGGAGGCCAUCACUGUUAGUGCAGGAGAUGAGGAUGAGGACGAGGCGGGCGAGGAGCGGCUGCCGUCCUGCUUCGACUACGUCAUGCACUUCCUGACGGUCUUCUGGAAGGUGCUGUUCGCCUGCGUGCCGCCCACCGACUACUGGAACGGCUGGGCCUGCUUCAUCAUCAGCAUCGUCAUCAUCGGCUUCCUCACCGCCGUCAUCGGGGACCUGGCCUCCCACUUCGGCUGCACCAUCGGACUCAAGGACUCCGUCACCGCCGUGGUGUUUGUGGCCCUCGGGACGUCAGUACCAGUCCCCUAG
Engraulis encrasicolus (European anchovy) is the source of this 3028-nucleotide messenger RNA. RefSeq names its product solute carrier family 8 member 3 (gene slc8a3). Gene Ontology annotation, cellular component: sarcolemma; axon; postsynapse. Gene Ontology annotation, molecular function: calcium:sodium antiporter activity. The record is from RefSeq and is a predicted model, not a curated record. Gene Ontology annotation, biological process: calcium ion import across plasma membrane; cell communication; sodium ion transmembrane transport. The coding region runs from base 509 to 3028 and encodes 839 amino acids. NCBI's taxonomy places the organism in Eukaryota, Metazoa, Chordata, Actinopteri, Clupeiformes, Engraulidae. The transcript has 10 exons.